CUGAAGCGACAGGCCUACUACGCUGAUUACCUCGGCGACGCUGCUUCUGAUGAACUCUAAUUAGCGGACUUGCCUACAAUAUCUUCAGAAUAUACGUGAUGUCAUUCUUAUUUUAUCCAUUUAUUCUUACUCGUGAUAGUUUCAUACUCAUCACCAUAACUGUGUGUGUUAAUUAAAAAAUAUAUAAAAUGAGGAAACUAUAGGCUAUGCACACGUAGUCUCUUCAGUAUUUUGAAUGAUAAAAUAGACUCGAGCCAAUACUAUUGCAUUUUGUAUGUCGAAAUUUUAAAAUGUUAUCCUCUCCGUUUGUCUGUGAUCUUAAUGGAGAGUUGGUGUGAACUUUCUGUACGAUCAAGUAAUUUGUCAAUUAAGUAAUUAAUACAAGUAAUUUGUCAAUUGAAUGAGUCACUGUCCGCACGAACGUAUACUACUGUAUUUGACACUUGAUGGUAACAGCUGAGUGCUGUUUGCGUUUGGUUGCGAGUGGCGUUGGUCUUGUAGCUCCUAAGCUCUACACCGCCCGGCCCCGCCGAUGCUUUUCUUUGUUAAAGAUUUUAAAUAACCAUUAUUUAUUCCAGUCAAUAUAUUUUCCGGCGAGAUGAGUGACGGUCAAGAAGUCAGCAGGCCGGGCUGGCCGGCUGAAGCUGAUGACGGGAAUCCGACAAAUGGCAGUGGGAGAGAAAGCCCCAGUGUCAGUGAAGGAUCUUGGGUGACUGAGACAGGCUGCUUGGGAUCCCGCUGCUGUGAUCCCAAACAAGGCCCCUAUAGAUUUGUGGGCCUCGUCUUCAUGUGCUUCCUUGGUUUUGGCUCCUACUUCUGUUAUGACACUCCAGCUUCGUUACAAAACGAGAUCAAGACAGAUAUGAAUGUCUCAACUCUGCAGUUCUCCACCCUGUAUUCUCUAUACUCAUGGCCGAAUGUUGUGCUGUGCUUUGUUGGUGGCUUCCUCAUUGACAGAAUAUUCGGGAUCAGACUGGGUACGCUCAUCUUCUCAACAAUUGUGACUGUUGGUCACUUCGUCUUUUCAUUUGGUGCACUUAUUAAUGCAUUCUGGUGCAUGCAACUUGGACGAUUCAUUUUUGGUGUCGGUGGUGAGAGCUUGGCAGUAGCACAGAAUGCCUACACCGUAAGCUGGUUCAAAGGCAAGGAGUUGAACACCGUGUUUGGCCUGAUGCUGAGCAUGGCCAGAGUAGGCUCUACCGUCAACUUCCUUGUCAUGGAGCCCAUCUAUAACUGGGUUGAUCAGACGCAGGACGGACAUGUUACUUUGGGAAUUACCCUUGCCAUUGGUGGCUUUACUUGCAUAUUCUCGCUUACAUGCGCCAUAGUUCUUGCUAUCUUAGAUAGAAGACGAAGCAAAGUUCUACGUGUGGCAUCAGCUGAAGUUGGAGAGAAAAUUCAACUGAAAGAUAUCGGUAAAUUCCCGCUGAGCUUCUGGCUGAUCAGCGUCAUCUGUGUCACCUUCUACUCUGCCAUCUUCCCUUUCAUUGGACUCUCCAAAGUUUUCUUCAUGUACAAGUACGGGCUAAGCAGUGCUAAAGCGAACACUGUGUCCAGCAUCGUGUACAUCAUCUCAGCGUUUGCGUCACCAAUGUUUGGCUUUGUCGUGGACAAGACGGGACGUAACAUCAUGUGGGUUGGCCUUGCCUGCCUUGUCACCAUGGGCGCACAUGCGAUCAUGGCCUUCACAUUCAUCAACCCCUACAUCCCUAUGUGCAUUAUGGGCCUGUCUUACUCGUUGUUGGCGAGCUCUCUUUGGCCAAUGGUGGCUCUCAUCCUGCCCGAGUCGCAGCUGGGCACUGCUUACGGCAUAAUGCAGAGUAUCCAAAACCUGGGGCUGGCGCUGAUCAGCAUGCUAUCAGGAUUUGUAGUUGACAACUACGGCUACCUGAUGCUGGAAGUGCUCAACCUGAUAUGUCUCAGCCUGGCUGUGGGCAGCACGGGCGUGAUCUACGUGGUAGACAUGAUACAAGACGGCGGCUACCUCAUGAAGCCUAACAAGGAGCGAGGCAUUGUGUCUCCUCGGGUGGAAAAACUUAUGAAAGAAGCCGCACUCAAGAAGAUCAGUGAGAACGAGGACAAGGAUGGCAAGCUGUCAAAAACUGAUGAGGGUGAAAAGGUCGUCAUGGAGGAAAUUGAAAAAAAGAAGCCAGUCGACCAGGACAGCAAAGUCGGCAUUGCCGUUAACGAAGGUUAUGAAACUUCUGAGGACGAGCCUAAAUUUGAAGAGAAGAAUUCGGUCGCAAUUGUGACUGUAAAAGCAUCGUCCGACGACCAUGAAGACGAUGUAUCUUCUUCGUCGUCAGAUUCUGAAGUUUCCGCCAGAAGCUCGUCAUCUGGUUCGUCCUCCAUCAGUGAAGUCAACGACGAGAAAUCGGUUUCUUCGACAGACGAUGAAAUAGCGUCUAGACACCCACCAAACGACGACUUAGACGAUUCAGAAAAAAUAACUUGUUUCUAACGAAGGGAAUUACUUGCGAUGGAUGAACAACAUAUUCCAAUGAAGAUCUCUUUUGGAAGAAGAGGAAGAGUGACGCCCUACUGAUGCCCGACUUCAGACCAUCAGAAAACUUUCAGAUCGCUUUUUUGUGGGCAUUGUUUCCAGAAGAUUCACUCUGUUACCGCUGCUGAAGUGAUACAUAUUUUGUCUUGUUCAAGUUAUUUAUGUCGAUAAUAUGUUCCUGUACAUAUAUUAUACAAGCGUGCGUUUUUCGGUAUAUCAACACACACAUUCCAUCGCGUGUGAUUAUAUUGUCAAUUGGUUCUCAUGUACAGACAACCUGAAAUCCAAGUUGCUUAUGUCAAAUGUAGACGAGAUAACUUCUUUCACCUUGAUUAUUUUAAUCUAGUUUUGAGUCUAUUUCCUGAUGGGCUAUUCUCUUUAAAAUCGAUCCAGUGCACUUGGCAUUAUUGGACUCCUUCAAGCAUGCUCCUAUCUUCGAGACGAAGGACGUGAUUUUUGGACUAAAGAUCGCUGAUCUUAAGCCUUACCUUGUGUAUUUUAAACCAGUAAUAUUUUGCGCUAUCGGGCAUAUCUUCUAUAUUGUAGAAUGCGUGGCAUGGCUCAGUACAAAUACUAUAUCAACUUCAACGGCUGUGAUGAUGAUGUCAUCCUUAGACUGAAUACUUAGCUUCAUUCCCUUAGCUCAUCGUCUCAGGAUCGCUCACUGAUUGACGUCAUAUUUCAGAAUUUAGAGUAAAAUUUCUCAGAGUAGAAAACUGCAUGCACAGUUUUACUCACGGUUGUGCCAAGGAAUAAUCAGGAAUAAUUUCUAAUCAGGAAUAAGAAGUUGGCGUGAAAAUAAAUUUGUUUAGACCUUUUAUCUUUCCACUUCUGAUCUAAGGAGGAAAUUUGUUGCAUAUUUGAAGUCGGAUAUGAUAUUGUAUAUCUAUCUCAGUUACAUGAUGUAAUAACCAAAGAAUAGCGUUCUAAAUGGGUUGAUGGUCAAUGUUGUAUUCGCCAUUCCGAUUCUCAUCAAGGAGUUAUAAAGUUCAUCAGUUGUGUUCAUCUUAGGAACAUAUUUAUUUAUAGUAGCUUUAUUUUUGAAUCCUGUGAAGACUUUUUUAAAUGAAAUGUUUAAUAAAAUUUUCACCUAUUCUGUU
Hyalella azteca is the source of this 3603-nucleotide messenger RNA. RefSeq names its product major facilitator superfamily domain-containing protein 1. The transcript has 11 exons. Gene Ontology annotation, molecular function: transmembrane transporter activity. Gene Ontology annotation, biological process: transmembrane transport. The coding region runs from base 599 to 2461 and encodes 620 amino acids. NCBI's taxonomy places the organism in Eukaryota, Metazoa, Arthropoda, Malacostraca, Amphipoda, Hyalellidae. Gene Ontology annotation, cellular component: lysosome. The record is from RefSeq and is a predicted model, not a curated record.